GCUCCCGCUGCGACCGCCCGUUGGCCCAGGCCGUUGCCCCGGCGACGCAGGUUGAUCUGGUUCCGCGCCGCGCUGGGAGUUUGGGGUUGGUCCCAGCCGCCCCCUGGAACAGGGUGGCCUCGGACGCUGGACCCUAGGCCGGCAGGUGGAGGAGGACAGACAGAGAAGAACGGGGACCCGGCCUCUGCAGCUCAACCCCCGCGUCGGUUCGUGGUUCACCCGAGAACAGAGAACAGCCGCUCCAGCGUGUCUUCUGGCAUGAGGAACUCGAGCAAGGAACUGCAUGACGCCACGAGCCGCUAUGCUCCCUGCGAUUGGUGUUACGACCUUCCUGUGAAACGGUCUGGGAAAGCUGUGGAUGCCCCGCCAGCGUCCCAGAUCCCAGGCCUCAGUGACCUGAGGGAAGCCCCCAGUGGGCACACGCCCAGGUCACGAAGGUACUGGGUGAAGGAAACGGACUCUGAGUACGUGAAGCUGGCGUAGCAAGGUGGCCAGCCCAAUCUGUUGAAGCACUUUGCCCCUGGGACCAGGAAGGGCUCCCCCGUGGCCCACUCCUUGCCAGACUGGUACGGGCACCACAGCCAGCUGCCGACGGCCCAUCGAUCGAUCUAUCUAUAUCUGUAUACCUCUAUGUCUUUCUAUCUAUAUCCAUCUGUAUUUCUAUAG
This is a messenger RNA of Kogia breviceps (pygmy sperm whale), 666 nucleotides long. RefSeq names its product chromosome 9 C7orf57 homolog (gene C9H7orf57). Lineage: Eukaryota; Metazoa; Chordata; Mammalia; Artiodactyla; Physeteridae. The record is from RefSeq and is a predicted model, not a curated record.